This is a messenger RNA of Drosophila montana, 939 nucleotides long. RefSeq lists its product as uncharacterized. The transcript has 4 exons. Bases 183 to 743 code for a protein of 186 amino acids. The record is from RefSeq and is a predicted model, not a curated record. Lineage: Eukaryota; Metazoa; Arthropoda; Insecta; Diptera; Drosophilidae.
AGCAGGCGGCAGACACGCGGCAGCUGCAAAGCCCCAACUCGCCGUCUGUGGAGCAUUUGAAUAAUUUGCAAUUAAACUGCAAAAACUCUGAAUUCAGUGUGCGGCAAUCAAGAGCCAAAAAAAAAACGACUGUCGAGCAUUUCUUUCGCGACGUAAACUUCCGACACUUGAGUAGCAAAGUCAUGUAUCUGAUGCUCGUUAACGUGCUGCUGUUCGCUGCAUUUCAGGUGCAGACAGCGCAGAGCUUAGCACCACGUGGUAAAUUCACAAACGUAAGCUUUGAGCACAAUACCGACUUCUUUACGAAUAUGUCGUGCUGGCUCUCGCCCGAGGGCAAUCUUAAUGUGGAUGUGUAUAUAAAACGCAACCUGCCCCUGGCCAUGCGUACGUCUAUAACGGUGCAGUACCAAAUCGAGAACUCGGCCAACUAUUAUACGCUCUUCAGCUAUGACGUAGACAGCUGCAAGGCCAUGAAAGAUCUGCUGCAGUUCGGUCUGACCAACAUCUGGUUUCGCAACCUACGCAAAUACGGAAAUCUAACGAGCAUCUGUCCCAUGAAGGCUGGCUACUAUGAUCUGCGCAAUUUUCACCUGGAGAACAACAGCAUUCCGGCGUAUCUGCGACCCGGCAAUUAUCGUGUCAAAGAUAUGAACUAUUAUGGUAAAAACAAUGCCAAUGCAAACCUCAAGGCCAAGAAACGUCUCCCUGUUUCGUCUAUCGUUUUGCAAUUGCAAUUGUAUUAAAGUUUGUCUACAAACCCUGCAGCUCAAUUUAACUGAACUUUUGGCCUGUUGGCCAAGUGUGUCAGGGGCUUCAAUGUGGGUGGGGCUAACAAGUUUUCACGGGCCAAGUUUGCAGCACUUGCGUGAGAUAUGCUUGGAAUUUUUUGCUCGUUUUCUCAAGGUUCUUGAGCUUGCCAAGGUCUGAACAAAUUGAAUU